GCGAGACUUCACCCGCCUCUUCUAUACCUCCUUCAGUCCCCGGCUUUAGUCCUCUCCAGUUCACUCCCGGUUGAGAUCCGAGUUUCUAGCCCGGGUUAACUAGUUGUCGACGCGGACUUUUUUGUUGCUGUUGCUGUUGGUGCCACCGCUGGGCUCAUUUGCCCCUUACCCCUUCCCGUCGCCACUCUCCCAACCCCACACAAGAUGUCAGAGGAUCUAGCAAAGCAGCUGGCAAGCUACAAAGCUCAACUCCAGCAAGUUGAGGCUGCACUGUCUGGAAAUGGAGAAAAUGAAGAUUUACUAAAAUUAAAGAAAGAUUUACAAGAGGUUAUUGAACUAACCAAAGACCUUCUAUCAACUCAGCCUUCUGAAACUCUGGCAAGUUCAGACAACUUUGCUUCUACUCAGCCCACUCAUUCAUGGAAAGUGGGAGACAAGUGUAUGGCAAUCUGGAGUGAAGAUGGACAGUGUUACGAAGCGGAGAUUGAGGAGAUAGACGAAGAAAACGGCACCGCUGCGAUCACUUUCGCUGGCUAUGGCAAUGCUGAGGUGACUCCACUGUUGAACCUCAAGCCUGUAGAAGAAGGAAGGAAGGCAAAGGAGGACAGUGGCAACAAACCCAUGUCAAAAAAAGAAAUGAUUGCCCAGCAGCGUGAAUAUAAAAAGAAGAAAGCUUUGAAAAAAGCACAGAGAAUAAAAGAACUUGAACAAGAAAGAGAGGACCAGAAGGUGAAAUGGCAACAGUUCAACAACAGAGCCUAUUCUAAAAACAAAAAAGGCCAGGUAAAGAGGAGUAUUUUUGCUUCACCUGAGAGCGUCACUGGCAAAGUUGGAGUGGGAACUUGUGGAAUCGCUGAUAAACCUAUGACACAGUAUCAGGAUACCUCCAAAUACAAUGUUCGGCAUUUGAUGCCACAAUAGUCAGAAAAACUGUUGGAUUUCAUCUCUGCAGGGCUUUACAUUUACCUUUUUAUCCUUAUAUUUUUCUAAAGGUAAAUUAUUUGUUAGAUGAGUAAGGAAGAUACCAUUGUCGUCAUUGUUUGACUUCAAUAGAAUGAAACUUGAAAUUGCAUUUAAUAACUGCUACUCAUUUAAACUUUUUUUUCAUUACUACUACCAGUUUCCUCAAAGUUUAUUGGAUAAAGCAACUUUUCUAGAUAAAUGCUGCAUAAAUACAGCACUUAAAUGAAUUAUUCAUCUUCCUAGUAUCAGGUACCCACUUAAUGGAUCGUAAAUACUUUUUGUAAAGUUCUAACUGGGAAUUUUCAGAUGCUUUGAAUGUGCCACAUAUUCUAGCAAUUCCCUGGAACAUCAAGGCAAAAUACCAAUGUGCUAAAAAGAAUUUCUCUUCAUUGUUUUUCUUAUCUUCAGCUUAAAUUUAGCUCUUGCCCAAUUAACCUAAAACUAGGUUAAUUGGUAAAUGGCAAAGUUUUCUUUUUUGAGGUUUUUCUCAAUAACUUGCUUCCUAAGCCUAUUAGGCCAUCUCUAAAAUUGAUCCAGCUCUUUAUUCUUUUCAGUGAAUUUUAGUUUUAUGUAAGAAACCAUGUUUAGGACCAGCUACCUUUUCUAAUGUUCUUUUUGUUUUUGUUUUUUUUGUACGUUUGCUUUCCUCCCGUGUUGAUUUUCACUUAACGGUAGUGGUGACAUUUUUUGGAUGUGUAAUGUUUAUAUGAGAAAACAAAAAGCUGAUGUAUAGCCCUGUAUACAAUGUAGAUACUAUUUUUGUAAAAAAACAAGGCUAAAUUAAUGAACAAGAGUACUGAAUGUUUCAUCAUUAAAAAUUUACUGUAUUUCUUGUGCAUUAAUCUGACCAUAAUUUCCCUGUAUAUUAUGUUCAUGUAGCUGAGUUUAUAAUUUUUGUUAACUAGAUCAAGUUGUCAGCAUUUGUUGGUAAGUGAACUUCACAAUUACCCUGAGUUGAGUUUAAGCCAAAUAUAUGCAUAGAAAAGGGUCUUCCUAUUAGUGGAAGAAGAUGAUUUUUAAGAUGUGUGUUAAUUUCAGUUUUUGUAUGUUUAACUUUUAUUAAAUAAAGUGUUUUUAAAAUCUC
Messenger RNA from Cervus elaphus (red deer), 2047 nucleotides. It is a transcript of the gene SMNDC1, whose product is annotated as survival motor neuron domain containing 1. Gene Ontology annotation, biological process: regulation of alternative mRNA splicing, via spliceosome; mRNA processing. Gene Ontology annotation, molecular function: RNA binding. The coding region runs from base 205 to 921 and encodes 238 amino acids. The record is from RefSeq and is a predicted model, not a curated record. The transcript has 6 exons. NCBI's taxonomy places the organism in Eukaryota, Metazoa, Chordata, Mammalia, Artiodactyla, Cervidae. Gene Ontology annotation, cellular component: nucleus; precatalytic spliceosome; cytoplasm.